This is a messenger RNA of Homarus americanus (American lobster), 378 nucleotides long. Its product is annotated as histone H2A, sperm-like. Gene Ontology annotation, cellular component: nucleosome. Lineage: Eukaryota; Metazoa; Arthropoda; Malacostraca; Decapoda; Nephropidae. Gene Ontology annotation, molecular function: protein heterodimerization activity; DNA binding; structural constituent of chromatin. Bases 1 to 378 code for a protein of 125 amino acids. The transcript has a single exon. The record is from RefSeq and is a predicted model, not a curated record.
AUGUCUGGCCGCGGACAAGUAAACCGGAAUAGGCCUCGCAAGACUGCCUCUCAUCGUGCGGGCCUGCAGUUUCCUGUGGGUAGGAUUCAUCGUUACCUCAAGGCUAGCCUGUUCAAACAGCGUCUUAGUUUCCAAUCGUCUGUGUACCUGGCAGCAGUACUCGAGUACCUCUGUGCCGAAAUCCUUGAACUUUCGGGCAACUUGGUAUUAGAAAGCAAGAAGGUUCGCAUCACCCCGCGUCACAUCUUGCUCGCUGUCCGCCACGACACUGAGCUUAGCCAAAUGCUGGAAGAUGUGACCAUACCUGAGGGGGGAGUUGUGCCUCACAUCCAACCCGUUCUUCUGCCCAAGAAACAAUCCGCCUUCAAAGAGAAAUAA